Phascolarctos cinereus (koala) is the source of this 1277-nucleotide messenger RNA. NCBI's taxonomy places the organism in Eukaryota, Metazoa, Chordata, Mammalia, Diprotodontia, Phascolarctidae. The record is from RefSeq and is a predicted model, not a curated record.
UCUAGUAUCACAAGGGCAAGCAGAAGAGACUGCUGAACCUUCGUUUUAGGGUGCUGGAUGUCACAAACGGUAGGGGCGUUUGAACUGGAUGCUUUUUGAAUCAUGAGGACUUUUACAAGGCUAGCCAGCCAUUUUUGCAGCUUCAUGGGCAGGCUGGGGGGAAAGAGGGGAAAAGAUAAGCAAAAGAGUGGAGCGGCAAUAGUUUGACCAGAAGCACGGUCUAGUCCACCGCAGGUCUGCCACCCCACCCUUGGCAAAGUGAGCUCUCGCGUGCUUGCACGUCAACUCACAUAUUUCUGCAUGUGCAGCUAGCUUUUUUCGUACGCUUCGGAAGAAACCGAAGAAGAACAUUUUGCAUUUUGUUACUAUCGCUAAAAAGGAGGAAACGUUGACUAUAGCUUAGGUGUAAAGGGGAAAACAGAUCCUUUAACUGUUACUAUAUAUUCGCUCACGCUCCGUGCGCAUUAACUCAAUUCUAAUGGUAAUCCUACUCAUCUGGGACCCGGCAUCAUAGACCACCCCUAGUGUUCGAUUUUUAAUGUUAGCUUCUCAUUCGGUCCCGGUUUCCUCCGUAAUCCUCCCAUUUUCUAGAGUAAACGAGCAGGGGAGGUUAUGUCUUCUCCCAAUCUUGGCAACUUGCUCCUGGAUGCCACGGGCAACCCUGAUUGCCGCAUUUCAGCAAACAGGGGAAAAAACAUAGCAGUAACGAAAACCCACAAUCAAAUGAUACCGGAGCGCUACAAGCUCGCGGAGAGGGUAGGGAAGGGCCAGGGCAGUCAGCAGUUUAGGAAGCCACGUGAGAUCUGCCCACCACUCCACCCGCUCUCCCUUCGAAGAAGGAAAAGAAGAGAGGGAAGGGAACUUCAAUUCCCGGCUUGCAACUGGGCGGUUGCUGCCGAAGCACUACAACUCCCAGCGUGCAGCGAGACGAGUCGGAGCCACCUCCUUCUCCUCCCGCGGUUCCCCCCUCCCCCCUUCCCGGCUGGGUCCGUGUGCGCCUGCGCAAGAGGGCCGGAGCAGUCUUACCCUAAUGUAAGAUGGUGGCCCGUCCGGCUGUGGAACCCACGGAAAGCCGAGAGUCCCCCUCUCAGCCGUAAAGGUCGGACUUGGAGGAGCCAUCCAGCCCGGUCCCGACGAGGCCUCCCCCGGCAGCCGCUCAGCAGUCGCUUGCGAGGACGCGCCAGCCCGUGGGCUCGGGAGGAGGAGAAAGCGAGGCCCAGAUUAUUGUUCUCUGGCAACAUAUGUGGUCUUCAGAGUGCUCCAUUUUAAUUUUCAGU